CAGAAACUGAGUCAGAGGAUUCUCACACUGCAGAGAACUCACGACUGGAGGGUUUACGCUACAUACAGGCUUUGUUUUAGUCUGGAUUUCCUCCUACAGUGAGGAUUCAGGAUCUGUUCGGGACUUUUUUAUUACACUAACUUUGUCUCCACGAAGAAAACUGAGAGGAAUCCCGAUUUUUCACCGUUUUGGAAAUACCCCCCCCCCCUUUUAUCAUGAAUUGAAGACUCCGGAGCUGUAUUUACUUUAUCCUGACUUUUCCACUCGGAGUUUACACCUUGGUAUUUACAGAAGUGUUGCGGAUUAUUUUAUACUUUUUCCUUCAGAAUGAGGUGGACGAAGCUGCUCAGGAUGGUCCUGUUUGCAGUGAUGUGUCUCCAAAGUGCUGCUGCUCUUCCUGCUGCAGACUGUGAGGGAGUUGAAUGCAACAGAAGCGAGCUCUCCUCCUCUUCAUCACCCACUCCUUCUUCUUCUUCUGUGGUGGUGAAGGCCCAGCAACCCUCCCAGGACUUCCUGGGUCAGUUUGCCCAGAUGAACUCACAAAACAGUGGUGACCGCAAACACCGGGACGCCAGCGCUGUGCUGCCCUUCAUUGGCCUCACUGGAAGUUCUGAGCAGAGUCGGAGUUGCUGUAAGAAUGGAGGAACCUGCAUCCUCGGCAGCUUCUGUGCCUGUCCUCCACACUUUACAGGAAGGAGCUGCGAGUACGACCAGCGGCUCAGGAACUGUGGUCAGGUUCCUCACGGAGAGUGGGUUCAGAAAGGAUGCUCGUACUGCCGCUGUGGUUACGGCGUCCUGCACUGCUUCCCUAAUGUCUUCCAUAAAAACUGUGACGACUCUGAGGAGGUGCGCUGGUAUCAAUCAUCAGCUGUGAGGACUCAGACCAGCUGCUUCCUUUAUCUAACGCUGCUUCUUCCUCUUCUCCUCCUCUGAUGGUUUAUUGUUUUUAUUGACUAGCACAAAAACUGGGGACUAAGCAAUAUUUCACAAGAUGCUACUUCAGAAGCACAGACCCCUCUCCAAACAGAGGAACAUAUUUAUUCUAUUUAGUCAGAACGCUGCCAGCCAGGAGAGAGACUUUGACUCCCUGGAGUGGGAAAGUUAAUGGCUUAAAAUCCACACAUUUUUGGGAUUUUAAACUCUGCAGACUGACUCUCUCUCUCUCUCCACUCCCAGUUUCAGAGCUGAAAGCACCACAAGGUCCAAACAUAGACAUAAUAAACCCGGGUGUUUAUGUUUUCCAGCUCGGCUCGCCCACACUCUUUGUGUCUCUACCUCCUCGACUUUAUCCUUCCAGUGGAAGGCCGUCUGCGUCUCAUUAAAAUCCAAUUUUAUGUGAAGGAAACUGUACAUAAGAUUUCUAUAAAGUAUGUUUUUUGCUGUCUUUGAAUCUGUCCUUGGAUUUUUCUUUGUAAAAGAAGAUGCAGGAUUUUUUUCCUUUUGCACAAACUUUGAGCUGCUGUGACGUUUUGUCCAUUAAAUUCAAACA
Messenger RNA from Cheilinus undulatus (humphead wrasse), 1489 nucleotides. RefSeq names its product teratocarcinoma-derived growth factor 1 (gene tdgf1). The coding region runs from base 328 to 933 and encodes 201 amino acids. The transcript is spliced from 6 exons. The record is from RefSeq and is a predicted model, not a curated record. Lineage: Eukaryota; Metazoa; Chordata; Actinopteri; Labriformes; Labridae.